Messenger RNA from Hermetia illucens (black soldier fly), 1378 nucleotides. RefSeq names its product odorant receptor 67d (gene Or67d). Gene Ontology annotation, cellular component: plasma membrane. Bases 71 to 1069 code for a protein of 332 amino acids. Gene Ontology annotation, biological process: detection of chemical stimulus involved in sensory perception of smell; sensory perception of smell. The transcript is spliced from 7 exons. Lineage: Eukaryota; Metazoa; Arthropoda; Insecta; Diptera; Stratiomyidae. The record is from RefSeq and is a predicted model, not a curated record. Gene Ontology annotation, molecular function: odorant binding; olfactory receptor activity.
UCGAGAACUAUCACGUAGUUGUGCUAUUGAUACAAACUCGUAUUCUAAAUUAGUCCUGGACAUCCGCAAAAUGAAUCAUUCUCGCAAUUUUGAAGUUGGGAUGCAAAUUGUCUAUCGAAUUUUUACAAUUUUUGGUUUGAAUAUUUUCGAUCCAACGUACAAGGUUACGUGGCGGACAUUAUGUUGUAUAGGACUCGCGCUUUUCGGAAACUUGAAUGUUUUCUACACACUCUUUUCUCAUCGGAAUAACUUCAUGAUGACUCUGCGAUGUCUUUGUGCAGCACCUGAAGCAUUCCAAGGUGUCGUGAAACUAUUUACAAUUAUGAAACAUGGAAAAAUGAUGGCUUCAACCAUUGAUUUUGUACGAAGCGUCUACCGGAAGAACGAACAAGGCGGAUCUGGUCGUCUCAAAGUUCUGGAAGACUGUUCUGCCAAGCUAGCAUAUGGGAUGCUGGAGACAAUUUUUGCGUUCACUGGGAACAAUACUUGUGACUUGGUCCUGUGUAUUUUGAUCAUACACAUUUCACUUCUUGUGGGAAUUUUCAAGGAAGCUUUGAAUGAAACGAAAAAGUUGAUUGGAUCAGAAAGUCACGUGAUUCGUCGAUCUCUCAGGAAUUGCAUUCUGAUGCAUCAGGAUCUCAUCAACUAUAUUUCGGCUGUGAAUGGAAUCUAUAGCACAACAUUUUUCUAUCAAACAGCAACAGCAUCCUUGUCGUUGGCUUUGAAUUGCUUCUGCAUAGUCAAGACGGAUUGGCUGGGAGCUUAUGGCUUUGCUGUGUUUUCACUAAUGAAAAUAUUCACUUUUUGCAUCCUUGGAACCUUUGUGGAGAUUAUGAACAACGAAACAUUGAGGACCCUAACAGACUUUCCAUGGUAUUUGUUGCCAAUCGACUGCCAGAAGAUGUUCUAUAUGUCUCUAAUGAGAUCUAACAAAUUCUCCAAACUAAUGAUUGCUAAAGUCGCUCCCCUAAACGUUGCCACAGGGGCUGAAAUAAUUAAAGCUAUUUACUCCUAUCUAAUGAUGCUCUUGAAUGUCCAAGAGAAAGGAAAUAUUUAUCUUGAGAAAUGAAUACUAAAUUUACAUAUAAUCAUCCAUUUUGAGGGGCAUGUCCUUAUAUCACAGUUACGUAUAAACAUAGACAAUUAAUUUAACAACUUAUUAGCCGUUGUACAUUCAGAAUUCUCUAGUACACUUGCACAGCAUGACCAAUGCCUUCUACCAGGAUGUCCAGCAUGUCCGUGACCGCAACCUUUGAAUCCUUGCAUUAUACCAUCACAAGCACAAGUUGCUGCUUUGGAUCCUUUGCUCGAGCAGAAUGCACAGCAAUGAAAAAUACCAGUAUGUGGACGCAAGGAUUUAGCCCUUAAGGUGAAUGGA